Messenger RNA from Pedinophyceae sp. YPF-701, 687 nucleotides. The record is from the annotation of a GenBank genome assembly. Lineage: Eukaryota; Viridiplantae; Chlorophyta; Pedinophyceae.
AUGCCCCGCUCGCCAAGCCUACUGGCUAUGCUGCACGGCGCCAGUGGGAUCGCUGCGUCCGAGUUCGAUGCUGAGUUCGACAAGGGGCGCCUGUAUCUGUCCGGGGUGUCCGACGCCGGCGUGCCCGUCAUGGUGACGCGCAAGCAGGCCGACGGGCUCGGCGAGGGCGGCGAGGAGCGCUACCUGCGGCACCUCGUCUUCACGCUCGAGAGCGCGGCCGCGUGCACAACCAACGGCGCCGAGCAGUGGGUGUGGAUCAUCGACCUGCGCGGGUACUCCCGCGCGAACUCCCCUCCGAUCUCGACGUCGAUCGCCACGCUCAAGGUCUUCGCGGACCACUACCCCGAGCGGCUGCGGCGGGCGUACAUCGUCGACGCGCCCGGGAUCUUCAGCCUGCUGUGGCGCGCGGUCUCGCCCUUCGUGCACGCGGCCACGCGCGCCAAGAUCGCGUUCGUGACGAGCGCGGAGUACCGCGCCGCCGUCGACGCCGCGGACGGCCAGAAGCUGCUCGACCUUGACAAGAAGUGCCUGGGGUUCUCAGAGUUCUACCGGCACUGGCUGCAGCCGUACGACGCCGCCGCGUACCGGCGGCUCCUGCGCGACGUGUGCCGGCGCCCCGCGGAGCCGUCGCUCAAGGCCCGCGCCGGGCAGAGCGUGGCUGUCGACGCCGAAGCGCACGCGGCGUGA